CGGGGCACUAAGGAGCGGGGCGCCCGCGGGGAGGCAAGGAGCUCGCCGCUGCUUCAGGCGUGUCACCACUGGUCCCGCGGGCGCCCCGCGCACCCCAUCGGGGUCCGCCUCGCGGGAGGUGAGUCGUCUGCUCCCGCCACCCGGACGCCGCUCCAGCGCCGUAGGCUCCUGUGCUACCCUCCGCGGCCCCGCGGACGACGACGUCCGAGCCGCUCGCCCUCAGGCUCCGCCCCCGCCGAGCGCAGCGCAGAGGCCCGCAGGCCGCGUGGAUGACCGCCAGCGAGGCCGAGGGCUGCGGGGCGGUCUCCCCGGGGUGCAGGCUCAGCAGCUGGAAUCCUGUGCCUGAGAAGGAAAACAAGCCACACCCAAGGGCCACAUCCAGGAAGGCUGCAGUGACUCCAGCCAGGACUAAGAGCUGCCAAAUUGUUUUCCAAAGAGCUUGUACCAGUCCACGGCCACUAGCCAACACCAUUUUAGCCUCUGUUUCCACACGGUGUUGGAGAAGAGGCCCUUGUGGAAGCCACGCUCGCACAGCCAGUUCCCUGCUCUCCCCGUACUCCCUACGUCCCUCUGGCUGGGCAGUUGGAGACCCAUGCUGUUCGGCUCUGAGACAGAACUGUGUCUGCAGUGGCAUCAGCAUGUCAUCCUCAGUGAGGGCCCAGGCGCUAGAGGAGACCAGUCCUGGCUCUGCAGAGAAGCUGAGAGGAAAGUCUCUUUUCACCUGGGGUUCUCUUUUCGGUCAUCGGACCGAAGGCAGCCCCAGUGAGAGUGUGCUGACUGUCACCAUCACAGAGACCACGGUCAUCGAGUCGGACCUGGGCGUGUGGAGCUCGCGGGCGCUCCUCUACCUCACGCUCUGGUUCUUCUUCAGCUUCUGCACCCUGUUCCUCAACAAGUAUAUCCUGUCGCUGCUGGAGGGCGAGCCCAGCAUGCUGGGUGCCGUGCAGAUGCUGUCAACCACAUUUAUCGGAUGUAUCAAAAUAUUUGUACCUUGCUGUUUAUAUCAGCACAAAACCCGGCUUUCUUAUCCACCCAAUUUCAUCAUGACUAUGCUAUUUGUGGGUCUAAUGAGGUUUGCAACAGUGGUUUUGGGUUUGGUCAGCCUGAAGAAUGUGGCGGUUUCGUUUGCUGAGACCGUGAAGAGCUCCGCCCCCAUCUUCACCGUGAUCCUGUCUCGGAUGAUUCUAGGGGAGCACACUGGGUUGCUGGUCAACCUCUCUCUCAUCCCGGUCAUGGGAGGGCUGGCGCUGUGCACGGCCACUGAGAUGAGCUUCAAUAUCCUGGGGUUUUCAGCCGCAUUAUCCACCAACAUCAUGGACUGUUUGCAAAAUGUUUUUUCAAAAAAGCUCCUCAGUGGGGACAAGUACAGGUUCUCGGCCCCAGAGCUGCAGUUCUAUACCAGCGCUGCCGCCAUGGCCAUGCUGAUCCCAGCCUGGAUCUUCUUCAUGGAUGUGCCGGUGGUUGGAAGGAGUGGGAAGAGCUUCAGCUAUAGCCAGGACAUCGUGGUGCUGCUUCUGACUGAUGGUGCCCUGUUCCACCUGCAGAGUGUCACAGCCUAUGCCCUCAUGGGGAAAAUCUCCCCUGUGACUUUCAGGUGGCCCUCACUGCUGGAUGGACCUUUGCUGCCUGGCUCUCCUGGAGGGAUAGUGACACUGCAGCCCUGGGGCCACCAGGUGAGCUGAGCUCAUUCUUAACACAUGUCACUCAACCCCCAGGGCUGGAAAGCCUGUUGAGUGCAUGUUUGGCUAUGCCAGGUGUCAGGCCACGUGUCAAGCUGAGGCUUCUGUCUUGCAUCCUGAGAAAUUGAUUCAGGGCAUCACCUAUCGCCAGCCAGCCUCAACACACUGUCCACCACCCAGACCUCUGUGUACCACCCAGAUCUCUGUCCACCUUCCAGACUUCUGGCGCCUGUUGGACACAGCCACUUGGCGCUGAUUGUUACCUGACUCUCAUUUCUCCUCCUGCUGUUCAGGUCUUUGGUGGCCAUAAUCAAUUCACUGGUUUUCCAGCUGGCUUCCCACCUGGAAAAUACGAAAACAGCCCCUCCUAAAGAUAAAAUCUCUCAGAAACAAAGAGCAAUAAUACGUCUCAUUAGUUCCUACCUACUUGAAAGUUUGCCGUGAUGAUGGAACAACUCCAACUUUCUAGCCCACUGGCCACCUGUGUGGGAGCUGACCUGAGUCUGGAGGGUGGCAGGUCCCCACCCACCUGCAUGGCUUGCUCCUCUUCCCAGAACAGGUUUGCUCCUGUGAGUUUCCCCAGGUUUCUAUGUCCCAUACUCUUUUUCUGCUUCUGCCCACAAUGAAAGAAAAGAAAAUUUGGUGGAGUUGGCCAGGUGGGGAACGAUGGCAGAUGGACCUGUGAAAACUGGAUGGAAAAGACCCCCCCACCCCAAAUGGGCAGCUGCUACAAUAGGACUCAGACAGGACAGGCGUCUCUGAGGUGGCUGGGGGCAGGGUUUCUGCUAUGGUUGGAGGGUAAGUAGAGGCCCAGCCACCUGGUUUCCAAGUGCUGUCCUGGGCUCUGCUGCCACAUGCCAUGUGAGGUCAUGAUGCUCCCCAUCAUGGUACCCCUUCCCUCCACUCUUACAAGCAGCUUUCAGCCCGUUUUGAUUUUCUAAAUUUGUGAACCAGAAACAAAAUAAACAUUUUCCUAAAUUAUUCGCAAGUAAAGAAAUUUUCCAUAAAGUUGCUUUUGAGACCUUUCAUAACUCCAGGGGAAGGUACUGUAGAACCUGCCCUGUGGCCAACAGUGAUUUCCUCUCCCAGCCACAUCAGUGCUCAAGUCAGUUUCCAGCUGCCACUUCUCAAAGCACUUCCAGGACAGCUCCACACCAAAAGUCAAACCUGACAGGCCUAGCUUGAACAUCUAAUGAUUGGACCGACACAGUAUUUUUAAAACUAACUCUUUCUAGUGCUUUUACAGAAGCAUAUGUUCUUGUUGAACUGUCACAACUGUGUUCAUAGAGACAUUGACACUACAUGUCAUUACUUCUACUGGGUUAAUUCUUCUUGCCUGUGGUCACUGUCUGUAUCUUUGUAAACAAAACUCUUAAACUAGACCUUCAAGUUGAGUCAUAUGCUUGCUUAGAGGUAUAUAGAUCUCUAACUUUCAAGGAAAUUUCCCCUACUGAAUGGCAUGAAAAGAUUUUUUAAUUCUGUUAGUCAUAAUUUCCUAUAUAACAGGAUUAAAAUAAUUUGCCUGCCUGAAAAAUUGAGAAUACUGUUGCACAAUCCAAAAUAUGUCUUUCAUUUGAGAAAAAUAAACAUAGUGAAUCAGAAAUAGGAAAAAAAAAAGGCUGUGCAAAGAGUAUCAGCCAAAUAGAGCUCAACUGUGUAGCUUUUAACAUACUUGCCACAAAGCCACUGAGUUUUACUUCCUGCUUGAUACUCCUCUUAAUGGUCACUUGGACAGGUCUGUGGGGAUGACAAGCAGGACAGCUUUUUAUAUCCAUCCAUGAUGUGCUUUCCAAGGCCUGGUAGUGUUUUCACUGUUUCCUUGGGUUGGGUGUGAUUACAGACAGAAUUCCACGUUUAUGUUUUUGCCUUUGACCAGUAUUGUAUUUUAAUUGUUUCCCAGAAUAUGUAUGGGCCCCUAGUUGGGACUUUUCAUUUUCUUAGUUUGUAAAGAUCAUCUCAGCUCCCCUGAUGAAUCUGGCUAUCUCUGUCUUGGCUGAGGGUCCACGAAUGGGCCCUGGAGAUCAUGCAGACCGCUCAGCUACUCACACUGCAGCUCAGGGCAUGGAGAUCUUCCCAGCCCUACCUUUGCUAUAGCUAAAGUGUUUCUUCCAGUUUUACUGGGGGCUGACUCUGAGUUUAGUGACUAUCGGAUCCUUGCUUAGACAUCCAAUUGGCAAAGUCCUUUUUUGUCUGUUGUUUUCAGUUUUCCAUUUGCAGAAAAAUGGGAUUCAGCUAAUUUGCUACUUCUAAACUAUUCCCAGACAGAUGUGUGAAUCUGAACCUUCCCAAGGGCUGCUGUAGGCUCUACCUUGAGGGCCAUAGUUAUGAUGACUGCUACAUUGAAAAACUUGAAAAUUGUGUCAGUAAUCAUCUACAUCAAAGCCAAAUUAUAUUUGCUUUAUACCAAACAGAACUGUGGAGGCCUAAACGUACAUUGUACAAAAUGUUUGUAGUGUUUUGUAUGUCACCUGUUUCAGUAUUUAUGUAACUAGAUUAGUGCUUUCUAGUGAGUCACUGUUAAUUCUGCUGUGGUAAUAAAUUGAUACUAUAUAAUUAAUCCUGUGGAUACCUUCUGGUUACUUCAAGCAGCCAUGGUAAGAAACUAUGACUCUUGCUCUGCAAAAGUAAAAUAAAUGUUAAAUAUGUCCUCCUU
This is a messenger RNA of Otolemur garnettii (small-eared galago), 4332 nucleotides long. Its product is annotated as solute carrier family 35 member E2. Gene Ontology annotation, cellular component: Golgi apparatus. The record is from RefSeq and is a predicted model, not a curated record. The transcript has 11 exons. Gene Ontology annotation, molecular function: antiporter activity. The coding region runs from base 270 to 1682 and encodes 470 amino acids. NCBI's taxonomy places the organism in Eukaryota, Metazoa, Chordata, Mammalia, Primates, Galagidae.